AUGUUUGACACUUGACAUCAUCAAUAAAGCGAGCGAUUUGUUUUGGUUUUUAAAAUUAUCGCAAAUAUCUUAAUAAUAGGUACCUAUGUAGGUUAUUAAUUUUGUGUUCAAUUAAAAUGUUGUGAAAUCUGUAUAUAUAACAUUAUAUAAUCAAAAUGGAACAAGUGUACGCGCUUGGUGUAUCUUGUAUUGAGUUUAUACAGGACUGGUUUGCAGAGUACGAGGACUAUUUUGAAGUCAUCAACAACCUAUCCAACCCACACUAUGCUCACGAGAUUCUGUUUCCACUGGUCUCCAUUAUUGACUCAGUAUUCGCCUCUCAGCUACUGCUGUGCUUGUCGUUUGGGGGCUGGCUCAACUCUGUUAUGAAAUGGUGGCUCCUAGAAGACCGCCCGUACUGGUGGGUACAGAUCACCAGCUUCUACGACAAAGCUCAACGGCCGCGGCUGCGCCAGACCGGCCAGAGCUGCGAGACCGGCCCGGGCUGCCCCUCGGGGCACUCCGCCACCAUCGCCACGCUGAUGGUGCUCACUAUCAUGUGGCUGCAGCAUGUUAUGAACGAUAGAAAGUGCUACGUACGAUGGUGGAAAUGCAUAGUGUACCCGCUGUGCGCAGUGACGGUGCUCUCCGUGAUGUGCGCGCGAAUGUACGUCGCAACACAUUUCCCGCAUCAAGUGCUACUGGGGGCGUUGAUAGGUGCAUUCAUGGCCCCGGCUCUAUGCAUCUACGUCACAGACCCAUACAUCUGGCAGUAUGGCUUCCAUACAAACUACAAAGUGGGCCGGGCUGUCUUCUGGCAUUUGUUCAGUGCGGUCAUGAUGAUAGCCAUUAGCAUUGUAACUUAUUACAGUUUGAAGUUGUGCGGGUGGGACCCUAUGUGGAGCGUCAAACUGGCGUUCCGCUGGUGCGAAUACCCUGACAACAUUCACGUAAGCACCACACCAAUGUUCGCGCUAGUUCAGUCCACCGCCAGCAUAGUUGGCUGGUCCUUAUGCGUCACUCCUGCUGUAGCCAAGUACCGUCACUACACUAAAAAUCGCUCGCUGCUGAUCUCUAUGUUCUCCACCGUAGCUCUUGUCUAUGGCAUCAAACAGUUACAGCAUAACGUUACAACGGUAACCGCUUUCCGUUAUUACACCGCCAACUUCGUUAUAACCGCCGUGAUCCCACCACUUCUGUUGAGAUUCGUACCAAUGUUAGCCAUGUGGCCUUAUUCGGGCAAAGAUAAGCUAGAUUGAUUCCAAUCGUUCGUAAUAUUUAGAAGAAUUGAAAAAAAAAAGCAAUCGAUUUUAGUAAAAUUUUAUAAAGUAAGGGUAAUUUGUUUUUAGAUUUUCGUUUUCGAUAAUCGUUUGUCAAUAUUUAUCCAGUAAUUUAUGUGGCCUUAUUCGAUUUUAGGGAAGGAAUAAUAUGUGACGGGCAAAGGCCUUAAAGACGGUGUUUUUAUGGUCUGAAUUGUUUUUGAGUGACAGAUUAAAGAAAUAUGCGUAACUAAAAAUCGACCAUAAGGUGACGUUUCCUAUGAAACGUCACAUAUGAGCAGUUAUUAAAAUCGAAUGAUGUCUAUAAUCCAAAUAUAAUCACUCAAUUUUAUUACAAUAACUGCUUUAUCGUAUUACCAAAAGCAUUCGACUGUGUCAACCAUAUUGUAAUACCGCUUUUUCGUACUUUUUGUACUUUUAAGAUACAUAAUUUAUUUACCGAUUACAAUAAAAAUAUCGAUAAAAUCAUUUUUUUAAAACACAAUACUGUAAAUAGACAAUGUUUGAAGAGAAAUCAUUGUUCUAGUUUUUGGUGUAUCACAAGGGUCUAUUUUGGGUUCGUCAUAAAUUUGUUUUCAUAUAUUUAUAACAAUUUUAUGGGUCUGUAUCUGCAAUCGUUUUAAUUUUGUAAUACUGGCCAGUAGUAUAAUUUGUAAUUUAUAAAUGAAAUAUGAGUGAGAGAAUUAAAAUGAAAUUUAUUUCAGAGAAUUUUUAUAUUAAUAAGAGUUUUUUGUUUUUAAUUUAUAAAAUAUGUAUAAUAUGUAUAGAUUUGUUAAUUUGUCAACAUAUCGCAUUAAUUUAAUAUCUAAAUAAUUCUUAUAAUAUGUGUUACAUAAAAGUCAUUGUACGACGUCAAGCUAAAUUGAGCUCUAAUACACAUAGCUGAAAGCCUAAUUUAGCUUGAAGUCUCUAUAAAAUUAGAAAUCGGUCACAGAUUUUUUAUUUUUCUUUUGUUUAAGUUACCAGUGUCUCAAGAAAGGGUACAAAAUACAGUUCCGAUAAAUUAUACCGCUGUGAUAUAUGCUGUAAAAUAUUUAUUUAUUAAAAGCCUGUGAUGCGCACACCAAACAGUAAUUUAUAUUAUAUUGGUAAAUAAUAUAAAUAUUGAAAAAUCA
This is a messenger RNA of Plodia interpunctella (Indianmeal moth), 2374 nucleotides long. RefSeq names its product Glucose-6-Phosphatase (gene G6P). The coding region runs from base 156 to 1238 and encodes 360 amino acids. Gene Ontology annotation, molecular function: glucose-6-phosphatase activity. The record is from RefSeq and is a predicted model, not a curated record. Gene Ontology annotation, cellular component: membrane. Gene Ontology annotation, biological process: gluconeogenesis; glucose 6-phosphate metabolic process. The transcript is spliced from 7 exons. Lineage: Eukaryota; Metazoa; Arthropoda; Insecta; Lepidoptera; Pyralidae.